ACAAAUUGCGCGCUCUAUUUAUCUUUUCAAACCCUCACCCAAAAUCCGACGGUCCAGAUCUGGUCUUCCUUCCCCAAGUUGCUCGAUCUUUAACCAGUCUCUUCACUAUAUAAACCUCCCCAUUCCUCUCGUAGCCUUCUUAUUUCUCUCUCUAAAAAUUUGCACUCUCUUGUGUUAAGCGUUGAUCUCUCUCUCAUCACCAGCUAUGUCGACCGAGAAGGAAAGAGAGACGCAAGUUUACAUGGCCAAGCUCUCUGAACAGGCUGAGCGUUACGAAGAAAUGGUUGAGUGUAUGAAGAAAGUUGCAAAACUCGAUGUCGAGCUGACUGUGGAGGAGCGGAACCUUCUUUCUGUUGGAUACAAGAAUGUUAUAGGUGCCAGGAGAGCAUCUUGGCGUAUUAUGUCUUCAAUUGAGCAGAAGGAAGAGUCAAAGGGAAAUGAGCAAAAUGUUAAGCUGAUUAAGGGUUACCGCCAGAAGGUGGAGGACGAACUCUCCAAGAUUUGUAGUGACAUUCUUACUAUCAUAGACAAGCACCUGAUACCUUCUUCCACCUCAGGAGAAGCCACUGUUUUCUACUAUAAGAUGAAAGGUGACUACUGCCGGUAUCUUGCUGAAUUUAAGACUGAUCAGGAAAGAAAAGAGGCCGCUGAACAGUCACUGAAAGGCUACGAGGCUGCUUCUGCUACUGCAAAUACAGAUCUCCCUUCAACACACCCAAUCCGUCUUGGCCUUGCCCUCAACUUCUCCGUCUUUUACUACGAGAUAAUGAACUCUCCUGAAAGGGCCUGUCAUUUGGCUAAACAAGCUUUUGAUGAGGCAAUUGCAGAGUUGGACACAUUGAGUGAGGAGUCAUACAAGGACAGCACCCUGAUUAUGCAACUGUUGAGAGACAACCUUACACUUUGGACCUCUGAUUUGCCUGAAGAUGGAGGUGAGGACAGCUUUAAAGGUGAAGAAGGCAAAGCUGCAGAACCAGAGCAUUAAUGGAGUAACCAAGAGCAUUACAUGAGGUUGUUCGAAGGAGAAUACUAUGCAAAGUUGCUUUUUUUCAGCUUUUCUCGCGAAGGGAAGCACGGGACAGUGUAGAAAGACAUCUUACAAUGGAAUUAAUCUUUUGGGGCCAUCCAAAAGCCAGAAGAUGAGGAGAUUUUGAGGCUGACCAGCCAGAUUUUUGUUUCCGAGUUUUUUUCCUUUGUGGACCUUGCCUUUGCUUCUGUUUCCGCUACUUCAUGUUCUUCCAUUGUGAAUCUGUUAUCCAAAUGGAAAAAAUAUAUUUUCAAAUUUCUCAGCUUUAAAGUGUGAUUGCUCAUUUUUCUUUCUAAA
This is a messenger RNA of Cornus florida, 1324 nucleotides long. RefSeq names its product 14-3-3-like protein GF14 iota. The transcript has 7 exons. Lineage: Eukaryota; Viridiplantae; Streptophyta; Magnoliopsida; Cornales; Cornaceae. Gene Ontology annotation, cellular component: cytoplasm. Bases 206 to 985 code for a protein of 259 amino acids. The record is from RefSeq and is a predicted model, not a curated record. Gene Ontology annotation, biological process: signal transduction.